CGGAAUCAAAGUUAUUCCAUUCCGACAGUCCGCCCACCAAAAAUCCACGAUCUUCAGCCUCAUCUCGAUAAGACUCAACCCCUCUCUGAAUUCGACUUGCGACAAACAACAUCGUCGCCAUGUUGAAAGGAAGAAGCAAAAGCUUUGCUCCUAAGAGCGUCCCCCGCGCGCCAAAGAGAAAGGCCCAAGAUGACGCACAGGAACCUCCUGCGAAACGAGUAUCCAUGACUCCAGACCGACCUUCCGAAUCAACGCCUGAAGUACAACAAGUUGACAAUCCACUUCCUACUCCCAGUAGUAGUGCAGCAGUUGUGCAAGAGACAUCAUCGGGGGUGAGUGCUGCCAUCACGAACACACCAGCAAGAGAGCCGUCGCCUGCGAAUCAUACCCCAGAUUCACAACGAGCUGCACAGCAUAUACCAGCAAUCGAGACUGUCGCCAGCAACAAUGCGCCAGCGAUAGAAUCUUCUUCUAUAAACAAUGCUCCACCGGUAUCUCGCAGUGUCGUUUCGGCAGAAAGCACGAACGAGGAAGCAUCCCAAGCUUCGAGGGUCGUAGCGCAAUCGCAGGCUCCAGAAGGACCAAUCCUAGCAUCUAUCGAGACCAAUAACAGACCACAAUCGCGAUCUCCUUCACCAGCUCACAAUGCAUCUCAUGAUGGCGGAAACUAUCGAUAUCCUUCUCCGGAGAACAUCGCUCGUAUUGUCGAGUCAGAACCGUCAGGAACUCCAGCGAAUAUGGGUCCACCUGGGGGUCAAUUGGGUGCUGCGGGAGAUGUUGCUGCCAUCGUCAGGACUGGAGAAAUAGUGCAAAUGGCCGUGUUGAAUCCUGAUGGUACAACGGGCGGCAUUGUCGAAGAACCUGCGUCAGGUACAGAGAAAGGGAAGAAGAAGCGAAAGGUUGUGAGGCGCAGAAAGGUUCAGACGGCAGAAGAUGAUGGCGACGACAACAGAGCUACGAUUGACAUGGGAUUGUCAAAGGCAAAGCGACAGACAGGCAAGCGAUCAAAGAGGAAGGACGCGGACAAGAAAAAGCAAAGAGAAGAGACGCCCUCAGACGCCGAAGACGAGAAAAUCGAUCCAACCACGUUGAGGAUGACAGACCUGUGCAAAGAUCUACGCAUUGGCAAAAAAUUCAGCCUGCAUGAUGUGAUCAAGCAGCGAGUCAUCAAGAAGAAGCUGGAAGUCCAGAGGAAUCGCUUACGAGAGAAUCAUCCUGAGCUGGUUACUAUUUUAGAUGCUGAGGAUGAGGACGAUGAGGCUAGACUGGUAGCGGCCAGACAGGUAGCAGCAGCAGGUCCUUCCGGAACUAAUGCGGAGUCGAACUCAGAGGACGCAGCCCAGACUCCAGCACAGGAAGCAACUACCGAACCUGAAGGAACAAGUUCCCUUCAGUAUAGGCUUGUUGAUGGAAACAUCGUUGUCGAUGAACAAUCACUCGUGGUCAACCGUCAACGAGAAGCUCAGGCGGCACAUGCUGAAAUGGAGGAAGUUGAAGAAAAUGACUUUACUAGAGUCAUCACUUCUGCCACUUUUAUGAAGCGCGAGAAGUCCAACGCCUGGGAUGCCUUGGCCACCGAUCAAUUCUACAAAGCCCUCAGCCAGUAUGGAACCGACUUCGAAACCAUCGCCAAGCUGUUCCCUCACCGAAAUAGACGCCAGAUCAAGCUGAAGUUCAAUAACGAGGAGAGAAAGAACCCGGCGAAAAUCACCAGGUACUUAACUCAGCCGAAGAAAGCCAUGGAUAAAGAACAAUUCGAGAGGCUGUCUGGUAUUAAGCUAGAGACUGUGGAAGAAAUCAAGAAGGAGCAGGAUCGCUUAGACGCUGAACAUGAAGCCAGUCUAGCUAAGGUACUUGAGGACCUUGCAGCAACUGAUAGAGCGAAGAAGGCAGAAAUUGCGAAGACAAGCGAGAAGAGAGAGGCUGCUAGACGAGCACUGAAUAGCGUUGGAGACGAUAGUGAGGAGGACGAAGCACCAGGUAGAGCAGGAGAAAGUAGUAAAGAGAACGCGGCUCCCGUUGUGGCUGCAUCUACGACAGCAAAGGGCAAGAAAAAAGCUGCACCAAAGAAGCCAAGACGAAACAAGCAUUCAAACGAAGCUGGUGGGGAGGAGGUUGUCGUUCUAGGUACAAUUGAGUAGGGUAUUGGCGUUUGGCUUGCAGUCACUUUCGCCUGAUCCAGUCUCCAUUUACAGGAACAACAUGAGUUCUCAUUACAAAGCGCCUCACAGCAUCCAGCAGAAAGGAGUAGAUCGCAGAUGUGCCGUUUGGUGCGAGAACAUGUCAGAAUAGAUGCCAGCAGUUACAGAAACCUGCUCCACGGCUUAGAGCUGCUUGAUACCCAAUAAAG
Molecule: messenger RNA, 2350 nt
Organism: Mollisia scopiformis
Lineage: Eukaryota; Fungi; Ascomycota; Leotiomycetes; Helotiales; Mollisiaceae
Exons: 1
Coding region: 120-2141 (673 amino acids)
Biological process (GO): RNA polymerase III preinitiation complex assembly
Cellular component (GO): transcription factor TFIIIB complex
Molecular function (GO): TFIIIC-class transcription factor complex binding
Source: RefSeq, a predicted model, not a curated record